Messenger RNA from Folsomia candida, 2105 nucleotides. RefSeq lists its product as uncharacterized. The coding region runs from base 105 to 1997 and encodes 630 amino acids. Lineage: Eukaryota; Metazoa; Arthropoda; Collembola; Entomobryomorpha; Isotomidae. The transcript has 5 exons. The record is from RefSeq and is a predicted model, not a curated record.
AACAAUUUACUGCAUAUGUAAUCCUCUUUUACUACUUCUCACACAGCAGCAGCAACAACUUAAUUUUUUUAAACACUUUGUAUUUUUGUUUUGUUUGGAUAACAAUGGAGGGGGACGAGUCAUUUUCGGACAAAGACGUCCCAACGCGGAGGACGAAACCAAAGGUGGUUAAGAAGAAGGCGAAAUUAGUGGAAGCUGGUCCAACUAAGUCUGCUGCUAAAUCUAAGCCUGACACCGGAAAAACUGCUACACCCGCCGAUGAGCCUAAACAUUUGGUCGUGGAGACUACGAGAGCCGCAGACUGUGCCGAAGGGGAAUUAAAUCCCCGUGGAACGGAGGAUAAGGAGAAGAGAAAGUCAGUCACCACUACAAGUUCUGCUCGUGAAGACCAGACUUUCCAACCCGUCCCGUGGUCUUACAUUUCUGAUGAGGAGGAGAUGGAAGUGGGGGAGGAAGAAAUGCGACUCAGGGAUGGGAGGGGGAUUAUUCCUAGAGAUGUGGAUUUGGCUGAAGAGUUCCAAAUAAAGUACGUGGGUUCGUCGAAUGCGAGACUUGGCACAACUGUCAAAGGUGAAGGGGUCGAUCAAAUAAAAAAGACGAUUCUGCGGUUAGUUGGGCUAGUUCCGGAUGAAACCACUCCGUCUGACCUCGAUGUUUUUGAAGCGUCCCCACAACUAGUCUUGAGCCAAGAGGAACAGGGAUUGACCAGUGGACAGAGGGAGACUCUCUUCCAGGAGAUUUUCCGCAGAGGAGGUCGUGUUGAUGUCGAAGACAAACCGGGAUGGUUUUUAAUUAUUCACAAGGCCCCCACCACCGGGUUAAUUCAUUUGUGUUUGGAGAUGGCUCAUAAAUCUAGAGGAGCAUCGAUCUAUGUAGCUAUAAGACUUUGUACGAAACCAAAAUGUUACCAGUACAACCAAACUCUCUCAAGUGAUGUAUUCCCCAAGUGUAUCCAACAUCAACCCAAUCCUAUUUAUACCGUGAUGAAAGUUACUGAUUACAAUCGAAGGGACGUGUUGGUGAUUUUUCACUUGAAGUUCGUAAGUUCUGUAGCGUCAAAUGCGUCCAAUCAGAAGAAAGAUGAAGAGACUGAAAUGCAGAUUAAUCUCAUAUGCUCCGGUCAACCGUCGUGGAAAAAUUAUUGUGCGACGGAGGAUCUAAAAACUCGACCAAUCCCCAGAUCUAUAUCUAGACACCACUUUAACAACGAAAGCGAGGCUCUAAGGAUGCUGUCAUUUGAAUCGACCAUUGGCAUGUUUAUGAAACUCGCCUCCGGAUCUCAGCCCAUCAUCAACUUGGAUGAUGUCAUCCCCUUGUGUUACGGAAUGGAGGGUGAGAUCGAUGCGCGACUAAAGGAGUUGGGGAUGGAGCUCAAGAUUCGUCGCCACUUAACACUGGCGGAGAAAAAGAAGGUCAAGUACCCAUUUCCGGGAGAGUAUGUUCUUGGAAGAGCAGCAGCAGCAAACCAACAACCGGAGAAAGGGAAGACCUUUUUUUAUACCAUCAUGAGUUGCGAUAUGUGGUAUUUUGGCUGGACCAACACCCCCGAUUUCAAGAAUCGCUUAGUGUUAGUAGGGGGGACUGAUGGUGCUAGGGAGUACAAACGCAUUACAGAGAAGAGACAGAAAGAUAGAGAGUUAGAGAUAGGGGGACUGCAACAAAGAGAUAGAGAGUUAGGUAGAGCAGAGGAGUUAUGUAUCUAUCCACCCCCACUUAAGGCUCCUACCAUGACCCCCUACCUUCUCGCCAACUGUGAGGAUGAUGAUAAGAAGGCCAUGAAGACCAAGACCAUCGAAGCUAAGAUGAUAAUAGCUGGAUAUGUUGCAUAUUUGUUGGGAUUUCGUAAUCCUAUUCGUCCUAAUUCUGAUGUAGGUUAUUCUACUAAUAAGUGUGUUUUUAUUAGUUUAGUUGAUUCUAAUUCUUGGGGCGAGAUUUGUGAAUUUGUCAAGUUAUUCUGGGGGUUUGAACCAAUGUUGAAAAAAUAUGAGAGAAAUUGAAUUAUGUUAUUAAAUAAAAAUUAUACGGAAUAAUUUACCAGCUAAAGAUGUCGCCAAUAAUCUAAUAAAAUUAAUGGUUGAUUGCAACAAAAUUAUAUUAAUUAAAAA